AUGGCUGAGGGACGGACGUGCAACAGCAGCGAGAGCGAAAUGAAAAUAUUCAGGACAGCGCCGUGCAUUCCUGAGAACCUCCAAGCCAAUCUGAGCUGCAGUGACAAUGUGGCGUCCAUGUCGUGGAGCUACAGCAAAGGACCAGGACACAUUUACCAAGUGAGGGCUGUGGGUACCGAUGGCCACGUGGAUGAGUGCAACUCCCAUGAGAACCAGUGUGAUCUGACAGGUCUGCGCUGUGGACAGUAUUACACAGCUACUGUGAUGGCACAAAACAGUGACUGCACAAGCAAACCGAGCAACAGUGUGAGAAUCAAGACCGUGCCCUGCACCCCUGCAAACGUCUCCUCUGUGGUGGACUGUGAGGCCAAUUCUCUGAUUGUGUCCUGGUCUGAGAGUUCAGGAGCCGACUCCUACAUCGCCACAGUCCAGGACAGUAACGGUCAGACCACAACCUGCCAGGGUACAACCAGGGGCUCCUGCAAUGUGACAGGAGUUGGCUGCGGUCAGAUCUACCAUGCCUCCGUGGUCUCCUCUGAUGGAUACUGCAACAGCCCGUCCACUCCUGGGGUUAACACAUCUUCAGUUCCCUGUAAGCCGAGACUUAUCAAGGCAGUGUUGGACUGCUACGCGCAGAUGGCCAUUGUGGGAUGGUACCCAAGUGAUGGAGCUUUGAAGUAUGUGGUUACGGCCAUCUCCGCGUCAGGCCACACUGUCACCUGUGAGGCCAUCACCACCAACUGUGAUCUAGAGCGGCUGCUUUGUGGCCAGAGCUACUCCAUCUCUGUCAAAGCUGUGGGACAGACCUGCAGCAGCAUCGCUAACAUGACCGGACAGUUGGUCACUGACCCGUGCAUCCCUGAGGGCAUCACUGCUCAGUACAGCCGGACGAUUGGCCAUGUGCAGUGGGACAGUUCCAAUGGUGCUAAUUACUACACAGUUGAAGGAGAAACAGAGCAGGGCCUGACGGUCUCCUGCACCACCAGUGAUAACUACUGUGCCUUCCAAAACAUGUUGUGUGGCCAGAUGUACAGCUUCCAUAUCACGGCAAACAAUCAGGUGUGCCAAGGCGUGUCCACGUCGACCAAAUCAGUUACGAUUAUGACAGAGCCUUGCCCGCCCAACUACGUGCAGACCGAUGUGCAGUGUCAGACCAACAUGGGGACUGUGUCGUGGGAGGCCAGUUUUAGUGCAGUGGGCUACACGGCCCGUCUCGCUGGGCGCGAUGGCCACUCCCUGUCCUGCUUCACCAACAACACUUUUUGUAAUAUAGAAGGCUUACACUGUGGAAUCACCUACCACACGAACGUCAUUGCUAUCGGAGAGAUACUCAACAGUAGCCUCUCCACUACUGUCCUGCUAGUCUCAGCUCCCUGUGCAGCUGGAAAUGUGGCCGCUAAAAUUGAUUGCUAUAAUAACACAGCCAACGUCUCCUGGAGCACAGCCAGUGGCGCAAACUCCUACGUGGUUAAUGCCAUAGGAACGGAAGGCAACCAGGCUUCAUGUGAGACCCUUGCGCGCCAUUGUGAUUUAUCAGAGCUGCAGUGUGGUCAGACCUAUAACAUCAGCCUCACAACCAUCAGCGACCAAUGCCAGGCCGAGACACACACUAAUGUCACCUUCAGCACACGGCCCUGCAGACCUUGGCUUGUUGGAGUGGACCAGGAGUGUGGGACGAGUACAGCCAACAUGUACUGGGAGGAAAGACAGGGAGUGGAGCUCUACAUGGCUACUGCCACCUGCAACAUGGGAAAGACUCUGAAGUGCAACUCCACCAACUCCACCUGCCAGUUCUCCAACUUGUCCUGUGGGAGAACUUACAACUUCUCAGUAACUGCAUACGGAAACAUGUGCUACAGUGAAGUCAGCAGCACUGUGGAGAUUCAGACAGCACCCUGCCAGCCCGCUGGUCUCACAGUAAGCGGGUCAUGUGUCAAUGACACGGUGGUGUUGCAUUGGUCAGCGGCUGAAGGGGCAUUAGUCUACGAGGUGACUGCCACAGGAGACCUUGGAUAUGUCACAUCUUUCCAAACCAAUGAGACAGUAAUAGAGGCAGAGCUGCUCUGCGGACAACUAUUUACCUUUACUGUAAAAGCUCAAGGUGAUCAAUGUGACAGCGUUGUGAGCCAGCCUAAGAAAUUCAAGACAGGUCCCUGCGUGCCCGAGUAUGUACAGAGCUUUGGACAGUGUGAGAACAAUCUGGGCUCGGUCAGUUGGGCCAAGAGCGACGGGGCAGAGUCCUACAUGGCCAUCGCAGUGGGACUUGAUGGCCACACCCACAUGUGCUCCACAAACACCACCAGCUGCACCUGGAACGACAUGCACUGUGGCGAGCAGUACACCAUUCAUGUCGUUGCCAAUGACUACCUGUGCAGUAGCAUGCCGAGCAAAAGCGUUUCAAUACAUAUGGCGCCCUGUAUUCCUCAGAACUUGAAAUCAUCUCUAAACUGCACUAUUAAGGUGGGAUCGCUAACCUGGAAUGCCAGUGAAACUGCUAAGUUUUACAUCGUGACUGCAGAGAACAACAGUGGCCACAAAGUGCAGCUCAGCACCAACGAUACCUGGACCUUUAUUUCUGAGUUCCUGUGUGGCCAGGAGUACUUCCUGUCUGUUCAGGCGGUAGACUCUGUGUGCACAAGCAGUCCCAGUCAGCCUUCAAAGCUCAAGUCAGAGCCCUGCCCACCCACUGGAGUCUCCAGCUUCAUGAACUGCCUCUCUAACAUUGCUGUGGUGUCGUGGAACAACUCGGCUGGGGCAGAGUUCUACACUGCCACAGUGACGCAGAAAGACGGCCAAUCGGCAAGCUGCUGGUCUGACAGCAAGCAGUGUGGCAUACCUAACGUCCGCUGUGGACAGAACUACACAGUGACCGUCAUCGGCUCGAGGGAAAAGUGUAACUCUGACCCCAGUAAGGCGCUGACACUGCUGUCAGUGCCUUGUGUUCCUACGGAUGUGGAAGUGAAGAUGCGCUGCUCUAAAAAUCAGGCUGUUGUGUCCUGGAGUGCCAGCGAGGGUGCUCUGUCCUACAAAGUGACAGCUCAGAGCUCAGAGGGAGCCAUGUUGCUUUGUGAGAGUGCAACCCUAAUGUGCACCUUAACCAACCUGACCUGCGGCCAGUCCUACUCUGUCCAGGUGGUGGCGCAGGACAAUAGUUGCUCAAGUUUACCCAGCCCUCCUACAAAUUUCAGUUCAGUUCCCUGCACACCUAACAUUGGCUCAGUGGUUCUUGAUUGUUACACAAACUCUGUCCUCUUGGAGUGGGCCUACGCUGAGGGUGCCUUGACCUACACUGCAACAGCCCAGUCUUCUAGGGGCCAUGUAUCCACCUGCACCUCUGACAUUACCAACUGCGAGCUGCAGGACCUGCAGUGUGGCGAAACCUAUAAUGUGGUCACUGUGGCCUCAAAUGAGAAGUGCAGCAGCCCCCCAAGCACCAUUUCGCAGGUGAUGUCAGUGCCUUGUCCUCCCGGAGAUGUUGUGGCUGUACUACAAUGCUCUAACAACACAGCCCGUGUGAAGUGGCAACCCAGCAGAGGGGCUGAUUUUUACAUUGUCGAAGCCUUCGGCAUGGAAGAACAUGUAUCUGGCUGCGAGACGAACACACAGUCCUGCAUCCUUGAUGACCUCAAGUGUGGCUUCACCUAUAACAUCAGUGUGAUCGCUGUUAACAGUGUGUGCAAUGUCUCGCAGAGUGACGAAAUACAGCUGCAAGCAGUGCCUUGCGUACCGCAGCAGGUGGAGGCCAGGGUGGUUUGUGCGUCUGAUGCUGUGGCGGUCUCUUGGGAGCCUAGCAAAGGAGCAUUAUCAUACACCACAGUUGCCCAGGGAAACGGCGGCUACGCAUCGACUUGCAACAGCAGCCAGACAACAUGCCUCUUUGAUGAGUUGCUGUGCGGCCUCAACUACUCCAUCACUGUUAGUGCUUCAGAUGAGAAGUGUAGCAGUGCUGGAAGCUCUGCUGUGCAGCUCAACACAGUGCCAUGCGUGCCAUUACACGUAACAGCAGCGAUGGUGUGCAGUAAUAACACUGGCAUUGUGUCAUGGGAACAAGGAGAGGGUGUGUCCUCCUACAUGGUGCAAGCUUUUGGGCCCAAUGGUAACAAGGCCAUGUGUAACAGUACUGUAAACAGUUGCCAGCUAAGCAACAUGCAAUGUGGCCAGCUCUACAACCUGACAGUGACAGCUCAGGAUGGACGGUGUGACAACAGCCGCGCCUUCCUCAACCUGCAGUCAGUGCCUUGCAGGCCAACCAACGUUAAGGCUUCCCUACAGUGCCAAUCGAACUCUGCUGCAGUGACAUGGGAACCAGCCAGUGGAGCACUUUCCUAUCUUGCAGUGGGUGUUACAGCCAGUGGAAGCCAUCAUACUGAUUGUAACAACACCAUGACCCACUGUGAUCUAAGAAACCUGCAGUGUGGACAGACCUACAAUGUGAGCGUAUUCAGCCAGGAUGAGUCCUGUUCCAGUGUGGAGAGCAACAAGGCUUUCACUCGUACAGCUCCUUGUAAACCCCAGAAUGUGGCUGUUGAGGUACACUGUGAUGAUGGUGCUAUGGCCAUAUCUUGGUCCCCCAACCCAGAUGCCCAGUACUUCCAUGUAGUGGCAGUGAGCAACACUGGGGCGAGACUCCACUGUAAUUCCAGUGGUGUGGCCUGCAUCAUAAGCAAUUUAAUGUGUGGACGGAACUACACCGUUACUGUCCUGUCUGUAAGAGACGGCUGUGAGAGUAAGCCGAGCGCUGUGGUGCAGACUUCCUCAGCUCCAUGUGUGCCCAGGAACACUAAGGGAUAUCUGGACUGUGUAUCAAACUCUGCCUGGGUGACAUGGGACGCCUCAGAUGGAGCCCUUAGCUACUUUGUUCUGGCCAAAGGGAUCAGAGGUCACAACUCCAGCUGCACUACCACCUCCUCUUCCUGUCAAGUACCAGAUCUGAAAUGUGGGAUGCUUUACACCUUCUCCGUCACCGGUGUUAACAAACAAUGUUACAGUAAUCGCAGCACCACCUUUGACCUUGAGACAGGUCCUUGUGCUCUAUCAUCCAUUAGUGCAGUGACACAAUGCAACAGUGACACAAUCCUAGUUCAAUGGGAGAUGUCGGAUAACACACCCCUCUACGUGGUGACUGCUGAGGGCCAAGACCAAACCCUCCUCUCCUGUAACAGCACCUCCAAUUCAUGUGAACUCCCGAAUAUCCACUGCGGCAUGCAAUAUAGCAUCAUAGUAUCAACUUCUUCUAAUAAGUGCAGCAACCUCAGAAGCCCACCGAAGAAGAUUAAUACAGCGCCCUGUGCCCCAGACAGUGUGAAAGUGGUAACACUGUGUGAGAAAAAUGAAGCCACAGUGACUUGGAGAAACUCCCUUGUGGCUACAUCCUACCUACUGGUGGCCACAGGAAGGGAUGGACAUGUUGCGAGCUGCAACACCACGAUGAACAACUGCACCCUGGCUCGUCUGCACUGCGGACAGUCGUACAGCUUAAGUAUCACCGCCAGUGGAGACAACUGUACCAGCCCGCCCAGCAUUUCAACCUUCACAACAGUGCCCUGUGUGCCCUCUGGUCUCACAGUGGAUAUUGAUUGUAAGACCAACUUUGCCACCCUGUCUUGGAAAGCCAGUGAGGGCGCUCUGGAGUAUUUUGGCCGUGUCCAGUCUAUGAAUCGAGACACACUCUUCUGUCACAGCUCUGUCACCUCCUGUACAUUCAAAGGCCUGGAAUGUGGUGGCGUUUACAAUUUCUCCGUUGAAGCCUCUAACAGCGUCUGCAACAGCUCAUUUAGUGCACCUCUGCAAAUGGGAGCAGCACCAUGCGCUCCAACUACUCUGAAAGUCCGAAUGCAGAGAAUAGGACAAAGUCACUGGGCCAUGACCUCAUGGGAUAGUGUCAAUUGUUCUGAUGAGUACCUUGUGAAAAUAAGCGGUCGAAUCCAGAACAACCCACAGGCCCUGAUGGAGGUCUCUUCUUACUGGCUGCCCAGGAGAUACUUUGAGUUCCCAAUGCCUUGCAGCACAUCUUAUAACCUCACUGUACUCUCAAGAAACUCAGCCGGGGUCAGCAAGCCAUCCAGUGCCUUUACUGGAGUCACAGUCCCCUGUGCUCCACAGAAUGUGAAAUACGCUGGUAACAGACAGACUGCUGUGCUUUUCUGGGAUGUAUCAGUGUUUGCCACGAGUUACACUGUCUACAAUGUGUCGGGGACAGGCCGUGUCAAGCUUUGCAGCACCACCGGGCUCUCCUGCGAGUUGACCAACUUCAAUCCUUACACCACUGAAGUGAUAGCCAGCAAUGCAGAGGGAGAGAGCAACGCUAACCGAAAUAUUACAGGUCCAGUAGUAACUCGCAGAAGAAGAGAUUUGCGGGCCACCAAAGUCUAUGCCCAUUUUGACAAAGAACUUGAAAUCCCAGAUGUGCUGACUGUAACAGUAAGUGGCGUUUCCUUGUACGUGAAUUGGACGACAGUGAAGGAUGCAACCGAGUACACACUCGUGAUCGAAGAGGAACAGAGAGAGCUGCAGGCCAAUCAACAACCUAGAGUGAGAACCGUGGAAGGUGACUUUUACAUAGAGACUGAUCUCAAUCCCUGGACAACCUACUGUAUCAGAUUAGCAGCCAAAAACACCAUCAACCAAAGUGACUACUCCAGCCCAAUGUGCAGAACCACUGGUGCCUCCGAAUGAAAUACCACAGAGCCACUUAAAAUAAUAAUAAUAAUCUUUAUUUGUAGAACACUUUUCAAAAACAAGUUACAAAGUGCUUUAACAAGUGUAAAGACCAUAGAACACAUAAAAACAAAUGAACACUGAACCCCGCUGAAAUACCAUCAUGUGGGUCAUAUGUUUGUCUUAUUUACUGUAGCAUCCAUAACAGAAUUGUUACAAGAUAAAUUUAUGAAAACUUUAGAAGGAUAGUGUAAAAAGAAAAUAAUUACAACUACAAGGCUAUAACAAAAUUAUUUUGUUUGGGGUACGUCUUACAUGUCACACAUAAAUUACGAUAAAACCAGGGCACCUUUAGAUUUGAACGCUUAUAAUCUUUGUUAACAAUAGUGAAUGUACAUUUUCAUAAUUGUGGCUGGUAUCAUAGCAGCAUGUGGCAUCAUAGCUGUCUAAUAAAGUUUUGCUGAAAUUAUAUUGUGUAAAAAUGUUUUUAUUUUAGGUUAUUAGAUUCUCUGCA
This is a messenger RNA of Micropterus dolomieu (smallmouth bass), 7171 nucleotides long. It is a transcript of the gene fndc7b, whose product is annotated as receptor-type tyrosine-protein phosphatase beta. The transcript is spliced from 28 exons. The record is from RefSeq and is a predicted model, not a curated record. The coding region runs from base 1 to 6675 and encodes 2224 amino acids. Gene Ontology annotation, molecular function: protein binding. NCBI's taxonomy places the organism in Eukaryota, Metazoa, Chordata, Actinopteri, Centrarchiformes, Centrarchidae.